CUGUCUGACUGUGUAUUGUAAUGAUGAAGACAGAUUAGCUUUCUGCUAUGGCAUCGAGAAUUUGUAUGCCAUCUCUGACAUGGGGCAUCCAUAUAAAAUGGCUGGAAUCGAUUUUGUGGUACUUGAUGACAAGUACUACCCUGAUGAAGAUACGAACGUCACCUCUCAUGAAAAGAUGAAGGAUGUUUUUAACGCUAUCCUCUCUCAGGUGGAGAACACUCCUGAGGAACAAAUAUUUCACAAACUUCUGCAGCACUUGUUAAACAUUAACACAUCUCUAAAAACAAUGAAGGAAAUUAUCUGGGAAACAGCCGAAAGACUUGUACACAGAGCAACUUUGGUGGACAACAAAGAAGAUGCUGAAAAACUACUAGCUCAUAUCAGGGCCUUCAGACACUUUACAAAUAGCUUUAUUUCGGAAAAUGACUGCUGCAAAAGCCGUCGCAUCAAAUUUCAAAAUGAUAAUAAAGAAAAUCGAAGGUCAGUUAUGGUCCAAUGCUCUCUUGAAGAAUUUAAUGUAUCUAUUUAUCCUUCCCAGUGUUUCCCCCCAUUGUCUCUUACACAAGAAUCCUUAAAAAGACACACAGACUCCGAGAAAAAAAAAUUCCAAUCGUUUUCAAAUAGUGAGCUCGAAAUUUCAAUUCCAUCCACAGAUUCCUAUUCUCUUCCAGCCUCUCCAAAUUUUUCACAUAACAUAUCUACGCCAAUAUCAUCAACAUCAUGUUCAUCUUCAUCAUCUUUAAGUUCUCCGCAAAGUUCCCCACUAUCGCCAAAAAGUUCACCAUCCUUUACUCCUUUAUCGACAUUAAUCUGUCCACCUCCUCCCCCUCCGCCACCUCCUUUCUUAGGUGCACCUCCGCCUCCGCCCCCUCCUCCACCUCCUUUCUUAGGUGCACCUCCGCCCCCUCCACCACCACCUUUCUUAUGUGCACCUCCGCCACCUCCCCCGCCGCCACCGCCUUCUUUAGGUGCACCUCCGCUACCUCCUCCACAGCCACCACCUUCUUUAGGUGCACCCCCGCCACCUCCCCCACUGCCACCGUCUUUAUUAGGCACAUCUCUGCCCCCUCCCCCACCACCACUGGGUGCUCUGCCUCCACCUGUACCAGGAAUGCUAUCAAUGAUUCAUGCUGCCCUUCCCCAACAAGCAAUUCCCAAACCUAAGAGCAAAAUGGUAUCAUUAAAUUGGAAUAAAAUCCCAAUUCAAAAAGUAGUUGGCCGAAACAACUUGUGGGCCUUGGUUGCAGCUAGCCAUAAAGUGACAUCUAACAUUCUAGACUUUGAAGAGAUGGAAGGCUUAUUUUGUCAAAAAGCAAAAGGUACUUCAAAACAUGGCAAGGACUAUACUGAUGUCGGAAAUAAAAAUUCUACUGACUUAUCAAAUCAAAAGAAAAAGGAAUCUCAAGAAAUUAACCUCCUAGAUGGAAAGAGGAGUCUUAAUGUUAAUAUUUUUCUAAAACAAUUCCACAGUCCACACGGAGAUAUAAUUCAAGAUUUGCGGAAAGGAAUACCCACACAGUUGGGCAUUGAGGAGUUGAAAGGGCUUUUAAAAAUUCUACCAGAGGAUGAUGAGAUCAAACUUCUGAAAGGAUAUACAGGUGAUAUCCAACGACUUGGAAGUGCUGAAAAGUUUUUCAGUCAAUUAUUAGGCCUACCUGGAUAUAAGCUUAGAAUUGAAAGUUUAUUACUGAAAGAAGAGUUUGAUUCGAUCUUCGUUUCUUUAAAAGAAGGCCUAGAAACAAUGAAAUUUGCGGCUCGAGAAAUCAAAGAGUGCCAGAGUCUGCAUGAAAUCCUGUUUAUGGUGCUUGUUGCUGGAAAUUUUCUAAAUGCAGGGAAAUAUGCAGGAAAUGCAGCGGGUUUCAAGAUGAUAAGGGUUUCAAGUUUUUCUGACUUAUAUGCUAAUCAAGCAGAAUGGAAGAAAACAGAACUUUUAAAGCUGCCUGACGAAAUGAAAAACUUAGAAAACACAGCAAAAUUUUCUCUCGAAGUAUUAAAGGCAGACAUUAAAAGCUUGAACGAUCGAACAAACUCACUUUCUAAGCAACUUCUAACCGCUCAUCAGGAUUUAAGGAACCAAAUGGAAAGUUUUACUAACGAAGCAAAAAAGAAAAUUGAAGCAGUUUCUGAAGAAGCUAAGGAACUGGAUAAACUAAAAGACGACUUGGCAGAGUUUUUAUGUGAAGACGCUGCAACCUUUAAUCUCGAUGAAUGUUUCACAGUGUUCCGUAGUUUUUGUCAUAAGUUUAGAGGAGUCAUUCAGGAAAACAAACUGCGCCACGAACAGGAAUUGAAAGCUGAAAUGAGACGCAAGAAAAUGAAGGAGCAGGAUACUCGCAGAAAACAAAGCACGCCCGUGUCAUCACGUUAUCGAUCCCCCACACUUUGUGGAAAUGAAACAUUGACUAACAUUGUCGGCACACUCUUGGAUGAUGGAUUGCCUGAUUUUCAAGCUCGUAUACCACGUCUACGUAACAACUCUGAUGACUCCAGUAGCGUAGCACUAUCAAGAACGAGUUCUAUUAGUUCCCUAAGUACUUGCUGGGAUAAUUCCGAAUCCAGUGAACUCUCUAGUAUUUCGUGUGAUUCAUCUAAAAGGAGAAACCGACGAAGUGAAAUAUUUUCCGAAAAUGAAGAUGAUAUUUCCCCAAUUUUGCCUGACAGUUCUGACCAGGAAUCUACAGGAUAUAGUUCUAUGAGUUGCAGCGAAGACGGUUCUUUUGAUAGACAAUCCCUUUUCCGAAAAUCACUCAAAAAGAGACGCAAAAGCUUACUGCUUGCAGAAAUGAACGAACGAGAUCGUGUUAUUUUGUCAGUUCCUUGCUUGGAAACCUCUGAGGAAGAGGAAAAAGAGCAAAAGCCACAAACAAGUCCUGAAGUAUUUGUGGAAGAUAUAAUAGAUGAAGAGGAAAUGUUUUCCACAGAAAGAAAUGCAGAAAGAACUGUGCAGGACAUUAAUAGAAAUGGUAAUGAUGCUCAACUUCAGUUGUCCCCCACAACAAUAGCGGAACAGCUAAGUGAUACAAUAAGAAAUGGAACAAAUUUAACACGCGACAGUAAACUUUACCACAGUAUGAGAGAAUAUUCUACAAACGAAACUCCUAUAAUAGAAGCUCAUAAUAUAAACGAUGACAUAGGUAUUCAUAAUCCUCGUAUAAAAGAUAAAUCGAUGUUUCGAAAAAGUACAUUCAACAUGCUGUAUUCUAGUGAACCUGUAGAGAAACAAGAGGGACGAAUUCGAACGCCAGAAAUGGAAAACGAUUUUUUCAAAGAAGAAAUCAGGAUUAAGGAAACACAGACGAUCACUACAGAGACAUCUUUAGUUGAAAUUGAUUUCGAAAAUUCCAACAAUUCUUGUAUGACACAAUUAGAAACAAAAUCGAAUAACUUCGAAAGUGCAUCCUCUUGUACUUUGACCGAAUCGCUCUCGCUCCUGCAAAGUCCUGACCAACACGCAAAAGGUAGUGUUUUGUCUGAAAACCCUUAUUCUUCAAAUAUGUUAAAGUCUUGUCCAGAGGAAGAAUGUUUCGAAAUUAAAUGUGACUUUUCUAAUUUAACGAAACAGCUACCGUCUUCCAGUUCUCAAGGUGAAAUACACCAUUCGGUGAACCAUGAAGAAGAACAGUCUGAAAAGCAGGCACAGGUAUCUGAUAACUCACAAAAUGCAAAUAUUAGUCAUCAGAAAACUGGGAAACUGAGUUUUUUCAAUAAAAAAAUUGACGACGUAGUUGCCGACACAGGUACACAAGGAAAAUAUUUAGUGAGAGCUGACGACAGUUUAAGCAAUGAAUAUAUAAAUAAUAUACCAGGUUCUGACCAACAAAAUGAACUGUAUCAAGAUAUAAAAGAUUUCACAACUGAAAACAUCUCUAAAGAUGCAAACACAAUUAAAAAGGAUGAUUUUCAAGUUCUCCAUCAAAGUACAAAAGUGCAAGUUAACUCCACAGAACGUACAGACAUUCUUAAUGAAGAUGGAGUUAAUGAGAAAGAUUCAACAGAAAUAAUUUCAAAUCAGAGUUCUCAAAGAUGUGAAAAUUCUGACUUUGAUGAUAGUAUGGAACCAGAAACAGUUGAAACAUGUCAUUUAAAGAAUGCAGAAAGGGAAAAAGGAUUUAGUCGGUUCUCUCGGCACAAACAAACUGUUGGAGAAUCUACAGAAUCUUAUGGAAAACCUAAGCCUUUCCAGGGUUUUAGAGAUAUGAAAGACAAACAUUCAAACCGUGAAUUACAAACAAUGAAACACACAGGUUUGAAGCCACCUUUAAGAGUAAAGGAAACUGUAGGUAAUGUAUUACCUCAACAAAAGGUAAAAAAAACACUCCCGGAUCGCCUAGUUAACACACAAUAUUCUCCAAGUUAUCGUAGCCAAACAGUGAAUAAUUUACAAAAUAAAAAAUUAAAAGCUAGUGUUAAUUCUGUGUCUGGACUGACUAAAUCUAAUUCUAGCAGACUUUCCCAAAAGUUACCUGCUUCUAGUACAACAAAAAAGGCCAACAUUACCCAAAAAGGAACCGAAACGAACCAAAAUGCCAUUGCUUUGAAAAAAUCGACUUCUCAUCUUACUUUAACAGAAAAGACAAAGUCUAAAGUCUAUUCAAAAGUAAAUAAACCUCAGUUUAACCAGGCUCCUACUCAAAAGUCUAAGCUACCUUCUAAACCCAAUCAUUCCAGUGGAAUAAAACAUUCAGAAACCAUUCACAAGGAAAAGCAUGGUCCUAAUCUAAUGAGAAAGAAAAAUGGGGAUAUCAGCGUUAAUAGUAAAAAAAGUAUCUCCCGAGAAGAUGUGAAAGGUUCAUCAUUGGAAAAUGGUGAAAGAAGAACGAACUGCAGCAACACCUUUGCUUCAAAUUGCAGCUUAACUACUGCUUAUAAUUCUUCAGACAGUGCCUAUGAUACCGAAGCUUCAAAUUUUUCUUAUAGUAAUCAAAUAAAAUAUCGAGUUGAAGAAGAAAGUUCUGAAACACCGAAAAUGGAAAACGAUCCCAAAACAUCUUACAAGACAAAUGGACAGCGACCAAAACGUGUUGAUAUUGCAUGUCAUAAAGAUAAAAUAAAAGUUCAAAGUAUUUCAAAGCCAAAAGCCAAUACUACUACGCAUUCGAAUAGUUCCAACACAAUUAAACCUAAACAAAAUAGAAAGGAGGGUAUUCUAAACAAGCCACUGAAGUCUCAAACCUCAUCAAAGAGUUUUGAAACUAGAGGAAAAACCCAGAAAAAUUCUAACAAGGCAGAUAUGAAGUUUCAGGUAAGUCAAAGACGCUCUGAUACAAUGUCAAAAGCUUCAAUGCCUUUAAAUCGUCAGUUAAAGGACUCAACUAAUAAAGAAAUUCCAAUUUCCUUAAAAGCCAAGAAAAAGUUAGAAGCAAACUUAAAGCCUUCGGAAAGAAAAUGUAAUACAAGUGGAAAAAAAUCCACUCCACUUUUGACAGAUCAAGUUGCCUCUUCAAAAAAACUACUACAUGGAAAUCAUUCCGCCCCUGAAAAUCCAGAACGUCAUUUUGUCCGUAAAGCAAAUCAAACCAGAACUGGAGGUUCUUCUACGUUUAACAGAUUCUCAACCGUGGCUUCAAAACCUGAUGUUUUAAAAAAUUCAAAAGUAAAUGUUUCCGAUUUGCCAAAAAGUAAUUUAUCGAGAUCUGCAUCCGUUACUGCUACAAGGAAACCGCAUAUUAAUCUUACCGAAAGAAAGAAAAACACUGCCAAAUCAAGCACAGAAAAAGCCAAAACUAACUUACCCUUGAAAAAAAGUGCUAGUGUUAGAUAUAAUUAAAAUAUUUGUGAUCAACACUUUAAAUUGAAAAUUGUUAGCAAUGUUGUAAACCUAAGAAGUACAUGUAUCUUCGAUAAUGAGUAACCAAUCGUAUAUAACGCAUCUCUUUAAAAAAACAACAGUAACUAUCCCGAGAAGGCUUUCACGCAAAAAUAUUUUAGUUACAAUGAUUAGUUUUCCAUUUGGUUGAAGGUAAGCGUGUAUAGUUUUUAAAACGUUUUCUUUUUACUACGAGGUAACACUUAUGUAGAAAUCAACUAUAAUAUUUUAUGUAAGUUUCAUUUACGAUUGUUAUCGUCCAGUAUGUUUUAGAUUAAUGUUAAGAUGUUUUACAUUACGUUUGUAUAAUGACUAUUUUUUUUUCGACUUUAGAAUUGUUGUUGUUAUGACUUCCAUGUAUAAUGCAUUUUAAUACAAUUGCCAUGUCAUUGAGAAACAAAAAAAAAUGUUUGUUGAUACUUGCAGACUUUUAGGGUGUAUUUUUACACAUCGUUUAGUCAUAGAAUAAUUAAAAUGUUUUUGAAUAAGGAAAAUGUGUCAUGCUUAUAUCAGACGAGUUUUGUUAUAUGUAAGAUAUACAGGUGUAAUGUAUACAUGUUAUCGUGCAUUUCUUGUUGUUUAUAAUAUUUUGCUCUAAAUAUGUUUAUAUACGCUAAAAAACACGAACCUUCACGCAAUCUAUUUUUGUUGUUGUUGUUGUUUUCUUCCGGGCACGAAAGUUUGACUUCAGUAAUAAUUCUUAUAAUUAUCUAGAAAAGCAUGUGUCAUAGGUAAAUUUAGUCUCUGAUGUGUCUAAAUGCAUAUUAUUUAAUUGCUGAUUUUACAAGAAGUUUAAGUAAUAAAUAUAUUUUGACAUAGAAGCUGUUUUGAAAAAAAAAAAAAGAAAAUCAUAUAAACUGUUAGCAAUAUCAAUAUAUUUCGCAAAUAGCUAUAAAAAACGAUUACAAUCUGGUUUGGUCAGCUUCUCACAGAUCCUUACCUCUUGCGAAAAAUUCAUAAUUCUAUUUUCUAGUAAAAAAAAAGUAUUUUGCGUGAUGAAUACAAAACAGUAUAAUAACCAUAUUCUAAUAAGUCCAAUACAGAUUUCUGUAUAGUUGGGUCAAAUUUGUCCAGGAAUAUGCGAAAUAAAACUGUUGUUAUUUACUCGUAUUAUUAUUUUUGGGUAUGGUUACUUGUGAGACAGUUUUGUUUUGUUUGUAGUAAAAAAAUAUACACGUGUACGAGCUUCCUAGGCAUAACAGAAGGUGUUAAAAUGGACUUAUUUUCACUCUCAUGUUUGUUGAACGUAUGGCAAUAUAACUUAUAAAUGAAAUUAAAGAUGAUGAGGUUAUAAAAAACAUAAGAUAAGUAAAUAAUAUAGCUCAAUUUGUAACUGUUAAAACAUUAAUUAUGAUAAACAUUUUAAUGAGACGGGCACAAAUAUCUCAAGUCAUGCUCUGAUUAUUUUAAAAAAGAUUGGUGUUAAAUAUUUUUUUAACUGUGACUGGCUGCAUUGAAUAAGCAAACUACGGAAACGUUAUGUAGUGGACAGUGCUCACGAAAUAGUAAUGUUGUGUGAUUUUACAUGAUAAACUUUAUCUAAUUGAAAGUGCAUUGAAAUGUUUUCUUCCUUAUGCUAGAAGAACUUAAGAAAUUAAAAUUUCAACUUGUUAUACACGUAUCUGAUCAUAUAAUAAAAGCACAAUAUGUAUCAACAUAGUAUGAUGUAUUUGCAUACAGUUUCAGUAUUUGAUGUAUUUCACUUCAAUAAGCUUACUGCAGUGAAGAUACUAAUAAUACUUACGAUUUUUGAUUAAAUGAAAUCCGGCACCAGCAAAUCAAUAUUUAACUUAAUAAAAGUUGUAUUUCACUGAAGACUAUUUGGAAUUAUUAUAUAAUAAUAUAAAUGAAGCCUAGAUUUAAUACUACAGUUUGGUGACAAAGACAGAUAUUGGACGCACAGAUUAAGAUCAUUUAUCACAAUACGAUUUGAAAUAUUAGUCAGUUGGAGUCGUGAAAACUGCCUUCACCUGUUAAUCAGAUAAUCUCGCUAUUAACAAUGUUUCCCAGUCUACACCUCAAAAAUUAACAUUGGUUGCAUAAUAUAAGAUUUUAAGCCAAACUUAAAUUAAGCGUUUUCUAGCCAUACUAGAAAUUACCAAUAGCCUUCACCAAUGAAAACUACAUUUUACAGAAAGCAUCUCUUUUUAUUUAUGCUGUUUCAUAUACAAGAAAUUGCUUCUUCCACACUUCUCUUAAGUAUUUCUGAUGUAACUAUUCUAUUCCUUUAGAUGUUGGGACUAAAUGAAAAAAAUUAAUAUUUUAACUUAACUUUAGAAUCAAUCGGUAUAGCUCUGAUAUAUUGUAAAUAUAUUACAAAAAAACAACAACAGCAGCAAGUAAGUUCUUUCUUCUGGUGUAAUGUCUAAUUGGUCAACUUGUUAGCUAAUUGUUGUUGUUACAGUAACUGUCAUAAACCAAACUCAAACUACAAGUUCGACAUUUCAAAACUUAGCUUGGAAUGUUUAUAAACAUAACUGUUGGAAGGAGUGAAUUUUUUGUUUUCAGAUUUUUCAGAAACUACUGGAUUAUGUAAAUUUUCCACUCAUUUUUAUGUAUGGAAUUUUACAUUUUGCCUAAUAUCCGUUAAAUGCUAUUCAAUAAUCAAAUCUUAAUUAAUAUAACAAAUCUUUAACGAAAUUGUUAUGUAUUAUAUUUAAUUCCACGUUUUUUAACAUUAUAUGUUAUGCCAUACAUAAGUAUGAGCGCUUGUUGUUUGUUAGAUUUUUAAAGCUGUCUCUAAAACUAGUAUUCUG
This is a messenger RNA of Limulus polyphemus (Atlantic horseshoe crab), 8562 nucleotides long. RefSeq names its product formin-J-like. The record is from RefSeq and is a predicted model, not a curated record. Lineage: Eukaryota; Metazoa; Arthropoda; Merostomata; Xiphosura; Limulidae.